GACAUAUAAAACGGGGCGAGGGGUGAGACUAUUCAAAGAGACACAAGACCGCGAAAAGGAACUUUAAAAACCACCUGGUCACUUUGGGAGAUUUGACUGGAGGCAUUUCAGGACCCCGAUCAGCGCGCGGAUCACAUCACCAUCGCACAUGUGUAAAGCAAUGCUCGUGAGGAACGGCUCUCAGAUUUUGCUCUUCAUAACUCUCUCCAGUGUUUUAUAUGCCCGGACCUUAAGUUUACCCUUCGCCUCCAUGAGAGAAACAAGACACGCAGACGGGCUCUUCACAAGCGGAUACAGUAAACUUCUCGGACAGUUAUCUGCCAGACGGUACCUGGAGUCAUUGAUUGGAAAGCGAGUCAGUGAUGAUUUGCUGGAAGACCAGGCGCCGAUGAAGCGUCAUUCAGACGCAAUAUUCACAGAUAACUACAGCCGCUUUCGCAAGCAGAUGGCGGUGAAGAAAUAUCUGAACUCUGUCCUAACAGGGAAGAGAAGUCAAGAAGACCCACCCAGCAUGCAGGAGGAAUCGGCUGGCGGAGAGACCUCGUAUCGGGAGAGCUACGAUGACGUCACUGUAGACCGACUUCUGAAUCAUAUACCGUUGCCGCUCUGAGGUGGGUUUGAAGGCAAGAAAACAACUCUCCUUGACCAUCAUAGGUUUUCCAUUUACACAGUCUAGUAUAGGACAUCAGCAUACUACUAAAACAACGUGUUGAAGAAAAAGAAAAAGUAAAUGUUUGCACUGUACAUAGAAAUUAAACUUUGAUGAGAGAUGUUAGCUUUAAGAUGUACAUAGUGUGCUUUGGCCUUGGAACCGACACGUUUGCUUUGACAUGUUUCCUGUAAAUUGUAGAUCAAUAAAUGCAUUGAAACAA
Rhinichthys klamathensis goyatoka is the source of this 872-nucleotide messenger RNA. RefSeq names its product vasoactive intestinal peptide (gene vip). Bases 149 to 610 code for a protein of 153 amino acids. Gene Ontology annotation, molecular function: neuropeptide hormone activity; peptide hormone receptor binding. The record is from RefSeq and is a predicted model, not a curated record. Gene Ontology annotation, biological process: learning or memory; regulation of protein localization; negative regulation of potassium ion transport. NCBI's taxonomy places the organism in Eukaryota, Metazoa, Chordata, Actinopteri, Cypriniformes, Leuciscidae. Gene Ontology annotation, cellular component: perikaryon; extracellular region; neuron projection. The transcript is spliced from 6 exons.